This is a messenger RNA of Phoenix dactylifera (date palm), 1228 nucleotides long. RefSeq lists its product as uncharacterized. The record is from RefSeq and is a predicted model, not a curated record. Lineage: Eukaryota; Viridiplantae; Streptophyta; Magnoliopsida; Arecales; Arecaceae.
AUGGGGGCAGCACUGGCCAUUGCUCUAAGCCUCGCUUUAGUCUUCACUCUUCUCUCGGUCAUCCUCGCCGACCUCCUGUGCUCCCUUCUCUGCCGUCGGAAGCACCGGUUCGAGAGGGCAGCGCCCAACACGAGCGAUGCAGGAGCGGCGGCGGAAGCAGAAGAGGACCCUCCAACUCCGCCCCUGAGCUUCCCUUUCUACGCCCACGGCGUCCUUCAAGCUCCAACAACCUUCCUCCUCACCAUCCCCAACCUCGAGGCGGCCACAGCGGCGGCAGCAGCAGCUUUACCACCAAAACAAGUAGAAUGCAAAUCCCGCAUGGUAUUAACUGUGGAGCAUGAAUCCCCAUCGGUGCCGGCUUCGCCUUGCAUCCACCGCAUUUCCUCUGCCGCCGUCGACUCUGCUGCUCCCGAUCAUUUUGUUUGCAUCUCCAAUCCCAUCUACAACGGGAUUGGUGGAGGGGACGACAAGGGUACCCCUUUUGAGACGCCAGACGCUUCGCCUUCGCAUUUGGGACCUGAUCCUGAAGAGGAGACCGAGAGCGACUCCUCUCCGCAGCUAACCGUCAUGAAGAAGCUCCCUUCCGUGCCCCCCCAAGCUUUAUCAGCAGCGGGUUUGAUGGAGGGGCGGCGGUCCCUUCCCACCUCGGCAAGUGCCACCGAGACUAAUAGGGUCUCUUCCUCUUCAUCAUCCUACUCUCUGUGCUGCUCCCCUUCUUGGUGAUCCAUCAUGAUUCAUACCAUCCAUCAUCGCCUCUAUCAGUAGCGAUAUGUACUUCAGUUAGAGGAAAUUGCCCUUCAGUUGGUUGUUGAUGAUGCUCUUUCGUUGAUCAAACACUGAGGCCUUCUGGGCUCUCUUUGCUGACUUGGGGUAUGGGGCGUUUGGCAGGAGAGAGGCGUGUGGGUUGUGCAAGGACUAGGAUGGAAUGCAUGAGGGAGCUCAAAAAGAGUAAAUAUCUGUACUAGGAUUGAACUAUUUCAGGAACUAAUUCAGGGACGUCCAUAUCUUAUCCUCAGACGUGGUUCGCCUACGGACUGAGGAGACAAAACUGGGGCUAAUUGUGUCAAAUAAGUUUGCAAGACUGUGCAGCUGCAUUGCACGUGGUGGUUGCAUUCAGAUUUCAGAGGCAUGGAGUCGGUCGUUAUCUCAAGCAUAUAUGUGGGAGGGGGCUUUUGGUCGCAGAAAAGGAGAGACGUGUAAUUAUAAAAAGCCUGUUUACGGAUGCAUG